AUGUCAUCGAAGACAGAUACAGACCUUUUAUCGCAGGCCACUGACAAGGCCAAUGCUGAAGUACUCCAGUCCGUCCUCAAGUCAUUGUGCAAGGCGUCCGAGGAAUGUCGCAAAGAAGCAUCCAAGCACCUUCUGCUAUCAACAAGCACAAGGACGGCCGAGAAGCGCAAACCGGACGAUAGCAGUGCCAAAUCGCCCAGCACAAGCAAGAAACAGAAAGCCGAAGAAACACUCACGUCGAGAUACGAAAAGUGCAUCACGUGCAAGCAAGUCUUUGACAUAGAGGCAAACGACGAUAAUGCGUGUGUGACGCACGAAGGUUAUCUCGAGAUGGACCCAGAAUGCUUUCCGGACGACGACCAAGUUACGUACGAACCUUCCAGUAUCGAUCCAUAUACAGAUUGGCGUAGAAAAGAAUGGCCGGAAGGUUUCAUUUGGCAAUGCUGCGACCGGGCCUGCAAUGAAGAGGGAUGCUUGGUCCAGGCUCAUAUCGCUGCAGAUGCGCCAAAGUCAAGGGCUGCUCAAGGCUCGUGGUCGCGCAAGGCACCUGCAGUGAUCGAUCUUUGCUCGUCAGACGGGGAGGAGGUCUCUGACGAGGAGGACUGA
Messenger RNA from Anthostomella pinea, 606 nucleotides. NCBI's taxonomy places the organism in Eukaryota, Fungi, Ascomycota, Sordariomycetes, Xylariales, Xylariaceae. The record is from the annotation of a GenBank genome assembly.